Molecule: messenger RNA, 2002 nt
Organism: Bubalus bubalis (water buffalo)
Lineage: Eukaryota; Metazoa; Chordata; Mammalia; Artiodactyla; Bovidae
Gene: AZIN2
Product: antizyme inhibitor 2
Biological process (GO): positive regulation of polyamine transmembrane transport; positive regulation of catalytic activity; negative regulation of protein catabolic process
Cellular component (GO): cytoplasm
Molecular function (GO): catalytic activity; ornithine decarboxylase activator activity
Source: RefSeq, marked reviewed
CGAGCGAGCGGAGGCGCCGAGGAGCCGAUUCACUCGCUGGGGAGACCUAUGGGCCGAAGCCGUGUAAAUGCGUUUUAAGCAGGGGCCUCGGCUCCGCAGCUGCCACUCCUCGGGGUGUUGCACAGGUUUCGAGGUCACCGGCGACCCCCCCUAGCAGCGCGCCUGGCUCUGGCCCCCGCGAAGGAGCACGGGGCUUGUGUAUUGCAUACUUUCUAAGGCGGCCGGAGGCAGCGGCAACUCCAUCUAGCCCAUCGGGUCCUCCCCCUCGGCAUGGCUGGCUACCUGAGAGAAACGGACUUUGUGAUGGUGGAGGAGGGUUUCAGCACCCGAGACCUGCUGGAGGAGCUCACUCGGGGGGCCUCACAGGCCACCACGGGAGAGGUCGCUGCCUUCUUCGUGGCCGACCUGGGUGCCGUGGUGAGGAAGCACUUCUGCUUUCUGAAGUGCCUGCCUCGAGUCCGAUCCUUUUACGCUGUCAAGUGCAACAGCAGCCCGGGCGUGCUGAAGGUCCUGGCCGAGCUGGGGCUGGGCUUCAGCUGUGCCAACAAGGCAGAGAUGGAGUUGGUCCAGCAUAUUGGUGUCCCUUCCAGUAGGAUCAUCUAUGCCAAUCCCUGUAAGCAAAUUGCACACAUCAAGUAUGCUGCCAAGCACGGGGUCCGGCUGCUGAGCUUUGACAACGAGAUGGAGCUGGCAAAGGUGGUGAAAAGCCACCCCAGUGCCAAGAUGGUUCUGUGCGUUGCCACCGAGGACUCCCACUCUCUGAGCCGCCUGAGCCUCAAGUUCGGAGCGUCGCUGAAAUCUUGCCGACACCUGCUUGAGAAUGCCAAGAAGGACCAUGUAGAGGUGGUAGGUGUGAGUUUUCACAUUGGCAGUGGCUGUCCUGACCCUCAGGCCUACGCUCAGUCCAUUGCGGAUGCCCGGGUUGUGUUCGAAAUGGGUGCUGAGCUGGGCCACAGGAUGCAUAUCCUGGACCUCGGUGGCAGCUUCCCCGGAGUGGAGGACGCCAAAGUGAGAUUCGAGGAGAUUGCUUCUGUGAUCAACUCAGCCUUGGACCUGUACUUCCCGGAGGGCUGCGGUGUGGACAUCCUUGCCAAGCUGGGGCGCUACUACGUGACCUCGGCCUUCACCUUGGCAGUCAGCAUCAUCGCCAAGAAGGAGGUUCUUCUGGAUCAGCCAGGCAGGGAGGAGGAAACCAGUUCCUCCCCCAAGAGUGUCGUGUACCACCUUGGCGAGGGCGUGUAUGGAGUCUUCAACUCAGUCCUGUUUGACAGCGCCUGCCCUGCCCCCAUCCUGCAGAAGAAACCAUCCACGGAACAGCCCCUGUACAGCAGCAGCCUGUGGGGCCCGGCGGCCAGUGGCUGUGACUGCGUAGCUGAGGGCUUGUGGCUGCCGCAACUACACGUAGGGGACUGGCUGGUCUUUGAGAACAUGGGCGCCUACACCGUGGGCGUGGGUUCCCUCCUCAAGGGUGCCCAGACCUGCCGCAUCACCUAUGCCAUGUCCCGGGUGGCCUGGGAAGCCCUGCAAGGGCAGCUGAUGCCUGCAGAACAGGACGAGGACGCCGAGGGCAUGUGCAAGCCUCUGUCCUGUGGCUGGGAGAUCACGGACGCCUUGUGCAUGGGCCCCGUCUUCACCCCGGCGAGCAUCAUGUGAGCGGGCCCCGUAUCCCCCCCGGAGAACCCCAGCAGGGCCCCAGAGAUGCCUCUGGGAGAGGUGGGGAAAGUGGCAAGCAGAGGCACCCUCUGGCCAGGACUCUGGUGCUCGGUCUGCCACCCCCCACGCUCCACCUGUAGUGUUUCUGCCCUGUAAAUAGGACCAGUCUUACACUCGCUGUAGUUCAAGUAUGCAACAUAAAUCCUGUCCCUUCCAGCUGUGUCUGCCUCCUCUGCAGCGCAAGGGGCCUGGUCAGCCAGGUGUGGGGGUGCUCUUGGGGGUCUCCCUUGGUCUCCUUCUCACCUUUGUAAAUAUGAAGCAAAUAAAAUAUUUAGGUUUUUUAAUACUC